Molecule: messenger RNA, 645 nt
Organism: Linum trigynum
Lineage: Eukaryota; Viridiplantae; Streptophyta; Magnoliopsida; Malpighiales; Linaceae
Source: the annotation of a GenBank genome assembly
AUGGGCGACGACGGCGGCGGCGGCCAGGCGGGCCGAGAGCUGGCGGAGGUGAGGACGAGAGCAGAGGCCCUCGAUCGUCGCAUCCGCGCGACUGAAGAGGAGCUCGGCCUUAUCAAGAGCACGACCGGGAAUAUGGUGAGAGGCCAGACGGCGCUGCAGAUUGCUGUGGAGGAAAUCCGGACCGGUUCCCAGACCGGGUAUGAGACCCUGGCGGAACGGCAAGCCGAGGUCGACACGAAGCUAGAUCACAUCAGCCGCGGCCAGGACGAGCUCCGGGCAAGCAACAAUGGGAUCCGAGCGACGAUCGUGCAGCUCGCGGAGAUGAUUGCAGGGAUGGGGAGUCGCGAGUCGGCUAGACGGACCACUAAUCAUAUCCCGGCAGGCGAUAAGCUCAAGGGAACGAUAAUGGAGGCCGAGGACAAGAGAGGGGACUCAUCCCCACUGCCUGUGACCCCGCAGACCACGCCGAAUCGAGGGGUUCAGGGUGGCGAGUUGAUGAAGACGAGGAACCACACGAUUCAGGCCCUAGGCGGCGCAUGGGGAAGGUUGGCGAUGGAUGCGAGUGACUACCGACCACCGCCGACGUGGGGCUGCCGGCAGGCGCAGGGGCGGGGGCAAACCGAGGCGUCGGAGGAACGAGGAUAG